Messenger RNA from Xyrichtys novacula (pearly razorfish), 7064 nucleotides. NCBI's taxonomy places the organism in Eukaryota, Metazoa, Chordata, Actinopteri, Labriformes, Labridae. The record is from the annotation of a GenBank genome assembly.
ACGCCGCUGCCGCAAGAGCUAACAGAUUUAGCUCGCUAACGUUCUGAGCGUCAACGUGUAAGUAAAAUAACCAGCAUUAACACAGCUAACCAGAGGGAUUAUUUUACUCACCACAGUCCUAUAACAGUCAGUGUCCUCUUCUCAUUUCACAUAUAAAUACUUCUUUCAAGCGAAAUUACACAGCUUCAUUCCCAGUAGAAGGUUUAUUUGCUGUCAGACUGGCUAACCUUCUGUUUGUAUCCUGAAUCAGUAAAGGCGAAAGGUUAUCGCAUAUGAAGGAGCACUUCCGGUAAACCUUUCAAAGUAAAAGCCCUUUGAACAGAGCUGCAGCGUUUGACAUAAAACCUAAUGGCAAUAUCGCUCGCUACCCUAUCCUGGAUUUUUAAACCUGUUUCACAACACACACACUAAAACUCUCGUGUAUUGUUACUAACUUGAUUACGCUUAAUAUCUGUUUUAGAAAUAGAAAAAAAUAAGGCUGUCAAUACUGAUAAGUAGGACUUUGUAGCUUUCAUCUGCCACACAGAUUAGUAGGGGAGAGUGGGGUAAGAUGAGCCAUUUUUCAUAUUUCGGAUCACUACAUCAAGGCAAUCAUAGUUUUGUCUCUAACUAGUGUAUCUGCAUAUAUUUCAAGAUGUUGUGCAUCCCUGCAAACCAACAGAAUGAGUGUAAACAUAACUGUCAUGAUAAUAUAGCAUGCCAAAAAAAGUGGUCUCCUAUGGUCAACUUUGUAAAGACAUUUUAACAUGAGAAUGCCUUUAAGUGAUUCAGAACAUUCACAGCUUUUUUAUAAGGAUAUGUGGCUCAACUUACCCCAGAACUACUAUUAUGACUUAAGUAGUCCUCUAAGCUAAAAUGGUCGACUGUUGUUCUAGGUUUUUGACCUCAUGUUGUAGCUCAUAGAUACCACAAAUGAUGUAUCAAACAAAUUUAAAAUAAUCUUUUUUGGUCUGAACACAAUUCUAAUCAAACUUAUAACAGACUAAAUUCACUUUCAAGAGUGAAAAAACAUUUGUUUUUUUCUUUAAAUAAAUGUCUAACCCCUUCACCCAUGUGCUUCUAACCUUCACAGACGCCAUGAAUUGAUGCCCAUCUCCUAAAUAUUUGGUCACAUGAUCAAUUUCUUUUACCAUUUCAAGCAACAGGGGGUGGCUCAACUUAUCCUACUCUCCCCUAUGCCGAAAAUGUCAUGCAUCCCACUUAAGCUUUCAUGGUAUCAGACAGGCUAUUUAAUGCAGUUUAAUGUGUAAAUACACAAGUCCAUUAGGAAUGCGGGUGAUUCCCAGGAAAGGCUGCAGAAAUACGCUAAUAUCAGAGGAGUAAAAUCCAUGUUAGAGCCCAUAAACUACUUCAUAUGGAACCGCACUUCUGCACUUGAAAGGACCUCUCUGUGGGUCUGUGAGUGCAUAGACUGGGAUUGUGUAAUCUUGCCAGUAUAUUCAAAUGCAGUUGGGGAACAAUUUGUUUCUCUUCCUGCUUACUUGCAUACACUUUACAUACACGUGGUUAUUAUCAGUAUUAUUCAAACAUACUUUUGGUUUUGAUUUCACAGGGUACAAGUCAACAUAGUAGGUCGCAUUUAAGACUACGAUUGUUUAGGUUGACUAUUCGUAGGGUUUGCUCCUAUUUAGAAAUUGCAUACUGCAGGAACAACAUAAUAUUAGUACUGACUUGACUAGCACUUCCACUAAUACUUCCUUUUUUAUUUUGAAGUUUGAAGUAUGACACUUUGUGCUUACUUUAACCGCCGGUGUCUCUCCGGUUUCUCGUUGCAGUUUACAAAUACCUUUCAGCAGAGGGGGCGGAGACAAGUAUGUGUUAGCAGGCAGCAGCCAAUCAAUGAGUCAAGAAUGCAUCCAACCCCUGAGCUCCCCUUAGUUUGCAGAGUUCAACCAUUGACUGCACACACCAAGGUUGAAACACUGAAGCCUACAUUAGCAGGUUUGUUUUGCAAAAGCUUGAAACACGUUAGAGCACUUUAAGAAAAUGAAGAAAUUUACGGUCAAAGAGUGUUUCCUACAUAUUCUAUUCAUUAAGUCCUAAGUGUCCAACCUGUCACAAUGGUGCAGUUAUAGUAAGGGAGAGUGGGGUAAGUUGAGCCACCCCCUGUUGCUUGGAAAUGGUAAAAGAAAUUGAUCAUGUGACCAAAUAUUUAGGAGAUGGGCAUCAAUUCAUGGAGUCUGUGAAGGUUAGAAGCACGUGGUUGAAGGGGUUAGACAUUUAUUUCCUAAAAACAUUUUUCACUCUUGUUUUUUAAUCUUUUAUAUUACAUCAGAUUUAACUGCAGUUUCAUUGUACAAGUGAUUGAUGACAAAAUGCAGUUUAGCAUCCACCCACAAGUGCAAACAAGCUUAAGGUGCAGAGUAAAGUGCAUAACACCAAUAGAAAGAUACAGGAAAACAGAGCACAGUACAGUAAUGUGCAGAGAUCAGAAGUAAGAAUGGCAAAAGAGUUACUGUGUUCAGAACUGAUGGCUGGGACACAAAUGUGUCUACAGGUUACAGGUUUAUAAAUAUGUUAUUUCACAAAGGUAUGUGCAGCAGUGUAAACAUGUUUUAAAAUUAAAAGUAUUUCAUAUGGCGGGUAUUUAAAGUGUGUAUAGUAGAUUGUGCAGGUAAGUUUAUUGCACUGAUAGUGAACAGUCUUUAGGGUUGGAGGAGAGUGUGUCUGUGGUGGAGGUUAAUGUGGUUGGGAAUAAAGCAAAGUGACAGCUGUAGAGUACAAGCUGAUCCUCAACCUGCUGGUUUCUGGAGAUAGAAACCAGUGGCGCCCUCCAGAGGGGAGAAGGGGAAACAGUCUGUGGUUGGUGUGCUUUUCUUAGGCAAUGUUUCCUUGUAGGUCGACUUAUCAUCAUCAUCAUCAUCAUCAUAAUCAUCAUUAUCAGGCCAACCAGAGAUUGAUGCGCAGUCAAAGGUGAAGAGGGAGUUAAGGAGAGGGCCUAACAUACUGCCUUGGGGGACACCAGAACUAGGUAUGAGGAUGGGAGAGGUUUGAUCAUCUAACCUGAUGAGUUAGGGGUCUGUUGGUUGGAAAGUCCAGUAUCUAGUUACAGAGAAAAGUGUUGAUGCCCAGAUGUCUGUCGGUUUUAAGAUAAACAAGGACUGGCCUCUUUUGGAACAUUACAAUACUCAACAGGCUAUGUGUGACGCAAACAGUAAGAACACUGCAAGAAAUCUUUUAUCCAGCUACUUAAAAGAGGUUUUUGUGCUGUCUGCAGAGCUGGAAAACAUCCUGGUAUUUGUACAUUCAGGACCCUGACCAGAUGUACUGCACACAGGGGUUCACAACAUUUUAUACAGAAUCAAGAAUGUGAAGAGCUAUUGAAAGAAAUUAGAUACAUGUUCAAUAAAUUAGUUGGAAACAGAAACCCUAAAAGGACACGCUUAAAUGUAUUUUUUCUUUCUUAGGUCGGUUGUGAUAAUGAGCUCAUUUCAGUUGUUUUUCCCAGUUUCCUGUUCAUUUUCUCAAAUAUACAAAAUUUUAAAAAGCUGUUAAAAUUAGUGUAAAAUCAAAAAAAUUGAAACUGUCAAUGAACAUAUAAGUUUAAAAAAUUUGAAAAAAAUUGAAUUGAAAAAAACAAAUAUACAUUCAUUUGAGCCAUUUAACCAACCUAACUUCCAUUCGCCCAGAGAUCAGACAGAGAUGAAACCAGUCUUAUAUGUGUGCUGUCUUUCCAAGCACACAAUAACUCUUGUUCAGAGGAGCAGUGUGGCCGCCUAUGAACGAGACAAAGGCUCUCUGUGAGUGUGUGUGCCUGUGUGACCUUAGCAACACUGUGAAACUGUCAUCAGUCAGAGCAGCGACACUGAAAUACCUCCAACAGGACCUCCAGCUUCUGGUUUGGCUUUGGGAUAUUUAACAACUUGAUAAUUAUACCAGACUCUUGGAAUCAUCUUUUUCUGUUAUUCCUUUUUUCACUGGAUAUUUCUGAGGUUAUGUGCGUAUUUAUGAUGGAGAAUUAAGAUGGUGAGGAAGAAAAAGCUGCUGGUGUUCGGGCAAGUAUACCUCUUCUUUAUAUAUUCUAUACAUUGCAACUGUUUUAACCAUUGACUCGCAUUUGAGAGUUUGUCUAGCCUAUUUAAAAUCAAUCCAAUCUUACAACACUGUGUAAAAUAGACUUAUAAGAUGUCUAAAUUUAACGUCAUAUAUUAUUUCUAUUCAUAUUUUUGUUUAUUUACUGGCAGAUGGUUUUCGGAGAGCAUUGUGGCACAUUUGUACCAAAAUGAAAAAGACAUUAUGUGUACUUUUUUCAUUUUAGUAGCACCUCAGUGACCCCUCUGAUGAAGUCUUGUGGUAAAAUAAUAUGUGGCUUUCUUUUUUCAUCAUGGCUUCACCUCCAUACAUUGUUAAUGAGAUGGAUACACUAAUUGCUCUCCUGGUCAGAUAUAAAUUACAUCCCGGACAUGUGUCACUUUGAGUUUGAUCCUUAGCUUUAGUGUAUAUACAUAGUUAUAUACAUAGCAUUCUCAUCUUGCCUCAGAUGGUUUAAAGUCCUUUAUUUUCACAUGUAACUAAUGCAAGUUGUGACAGUGAUUUGAAUGAAAUAGUUUGGGAUGUUUAUUUUCUAUGUCAGACAACCUGGGCUCAAACUAUUUUUUUCUGUCAGCUUCCUCAUUGUGUUGAUGCUAUUGUGGCAGCACAGGUGCUUGUGUUUGUGUGUAUUGUUUGUGUGUUAGCUGGUGUGUAUUGUCUGUGUGUGUAUGUAUGGAUUCCCUUUACAUUGUACAAUCCUAUCCAGCAUUCUCUUUUUCUGGGAAUUUAGUUUUCUUUGCUUUGUGAUUUCCUGUCUCAAUUUCAGUAGAACAAAAUAAAUAAAAAAACAAGACUCAUUUUCUUCAAGCUGUAAUAUUCAUAUCCAUCUAUUUGUCCACUGGUUAAAGGUAGUAUUGCUGUUCUUAUUUUAUUUUUUCUCUUUUACUUUUAGACUUUGUGGAAGCAUGAUGUGGGAUGGAUAAACAACAACAAAACUCUACUGUAAGUUGACAUGAGCCCGUUAGUGUGGUCUGAAAUUUGACUGUUUAAAUAGGGUAAAGUUGAAGUUUGAAUGACCCUGUUGACCUAAAAAUAAAAGUGAUAUGGUGAUAACUCAUUUCAAAAGUUUCAUUACAGUCAAUUAAAAUAUUCAAACAAUACAAACUUCAAAGUCUUUAUAAAAAAAUGAAGAUGUGAUUAAAUUUUAGUUUAAGGCCUGCAUUUUAGCUUUAGUCGUGUUGUGACUAUGACGUGGUAUAAAAUGCUAUGACAAUGUCUUUACUCUCUCUUUCUUUCUGUGCGUGUGUGUGUGUGCAGAUGGCCUCUAAUGACCCUGACCUUUCUGACCCCUCUGGUGACCCCCAGCCUGGUGACCUCAUUGAGAUCUUCAGACCGGCCUAUCAGCACUGGGCUCUUUACCUGGGAGAUGGUUACAUCAUCAACUUGACUCCUGUUGGUCAGUAGAAAACUGCUGUGAAAAAGUUAAACCAGCUAAAGAGAGCUAAAAAAGGCAGAAAAGUGAUAUCUCAGAAAACAUAGUAUCUAUGAUAAUGAUAUUCGAUCUAAAGUACUUGAAACUUGUGCUUGUCCUGCCCCAGUGGAUCCUGUUUUAAAAUUUGUUUCUCUGUUUAAAAAGUGAUCUGUGUUUGAUCAACUACAACAUGAUGAUGGUGUGCUUCUUUUUUUUUCUCCUGACUCUAACAUGCCACACAAUAAUCACAGAACAUUAUUGGUUUACUUCAUAGCCAGUUUUUGUGCCCUCUUUAUGUUCUUUUCCCAAAAUCAAGAGAUUGCAGACCAAGAUCCAUGAAUGCUCACUUUUUAUUUUAUAUACUCUACCUCCAGAUGAGAGCCAGGCAGCUGCCAUGUCCAGCGUGAAGUCUGUCUUCAGCCGGAAAGCGGUGGUACGCAUGCAAUUGCUGAAGGAAGUGGUGGGAAGCGACUCAUACCGGGUCAACAACAAGUAUGACCACAACCACACUCCCCUGCCUGUCUCUGAGAUCAUUCAGCGAGCACAGGUCCUCAUUGGCCAGGAGGUGUCCUACGACCUGCUUGGGAGCAACUGCGAGCACUUUGUUACCCUCCUGCGCUAUGGGGAGGGGGUGUCCGAGCAGGUCUCACACUAUUUGUUUUGUUUCUGUCUCAUGUGCCAUCAGGGCAUAACACAUACUUUGAAGUCAAAAUAACACAGUGAGUGACCACAGAAGUCACCACGGUCAAAGCGUUACUGUAAAUGAUACUUUCAGAUCAGAAAAGGGCAUUUCAAAGACUUUUUGCCAUAUUGGCAAAUAACAAUAAACCCUAAUACAAAUAAAUGCAACAGUAUUUACAUAAAAUAGCCUGUGCUAAUUUCUGGACUGCAUAUUGUUUCUACAUGAUGAUGUCAGCUUUAUCAUUUGCUGGUUGCCACUUAAAUUUGAUCGUUUGCAUACAGGUUUUUUACAAACAAGGCUUAGCUGAACAAGAAUGCUGGUCUCUUUGUCUGAAGUGUUAGAUACUGGUGCUGGUUUGAGCCUUUUCUUGCCAACAUGAGGUGAUUUGUUUUUGCUUAACUUGAACUGGAGUCUUCAAAUUUUUUCUCAGCUUGUAAUUUGAGCAAAAAAGGGACUAAUCUGUAGGUAUUACAUUUUACAAUCACUGGAAGUGAGUGACCUGUUUGAUUUUGGUUUAGAGGAGGCUGUUACUACCUUGGUUUUAAACUUAAUCAAGAUUUUACUUUCCAAACACUAUCACUGUGACCUUGUUAUUUUUUUCCCCCUUGAGAUUCUUUCCUGGGUUGUUCAUGUGUCUGUCUCCUCCCAUAAGAAACAGAAUACUGCUUGAGAUUUUGUCAAAAAGACUGUAUGCGCUUUGUACUGACCUCUCCUGUUUGUUCUCAGUAAUCCUCUGUCUUCUUCUUCUUUGUCUUCACAGGCUACACGGGCCAUUGGGGCCAUUAGUUUGGUGACGGCAGCAGCCAGCGCCUUCUCUGUCCUGGGACUGAUCAACACAAGAUCCAGAAACAGGCCUUUCUGACAGCUGUAUUUCCUCCCAACAUUCAUGCGGCUGUGAUUGAAAAAAAUAAAUAAACAGAAAGACAUUUAAAAAAAUGA